Raphanus sativus (radish) is the source of this 1822-nucleotide messenger RNA. Its product is annotated as sterol 14-demethylase-like. The transcript has 3 exons. The coding region runs from base 161 to 1633 and encodes 490 amino acids. Lineage: Eukaryota; Viridiplantae; Streptophyta; Magnoliopsida; Brassicales; Brassicaceae. The record is from RefSeq and is a predicted model, not a curated record. Gene Ontology annotation, molecular function: iron ion binding; monooxygenase activity; heme binding.
AAAAAAAAACAAUAAAUCGGAAAAGAGUAACCUUAAACCGGUGAGAGAAAGCAGCAGCAGAGUCAGCGCUCGAAAGCGACGAUAUCUCAUCCACAUCGUCAGACCAAAUCUCAAAGCCUAAACCUUUCUUCCUCUUCCUUCCUCACGCGCCGCCUCCAAUAUGGAACUAGAUUCAGACAACAACACUCUGUUAAAGACAGGUCUGGUCAUAACAGCAACACUCGUUGUAGCCAAACUCAUCUUCACCUUCUUCACUUCCUCCUCCUCCAAGAAGAAGCGUCUCCCUCCCACUCUUCAAGCCUGGCCUCCGCUCAUCGGAAGCCUCCUCCGUUUCCUGAAAGGCCCCAUCGUUAUGCUGAGAGACGAGUACCCUAACCUCGGAAGCGUCUUCACAGUGAACCUUCUCCACAAAAAGAUGACAUUUCUCAUCGGUCCUGAAGUCUCUGCCCAUUUCUUCAAAGCUCCAGAGUCUGAUCUCAGCCAGCAGGAAGUGUACCAGUUCAAUGUGCCUACCUUUGGCCCUGGAGUUGUUUUCGAUGUUGACUACUCGGUUCGUCAGGAACAGUUCAGGUUCUUCACUGAGGCACUCAGAGUCAAUAAGUUGAAAGGUUAUGUGGACAUGAUGGUUACAGAAGCUGAGGAUUACUUUUCAAAAUGGGGAGAGAGUGGUGAAGUUGAUCUUAAAGAUGAGCUAGAGCGUCUCAUCAUCUUGACCGCAAGCAGAUGUCUACUAGGUCGAGAAGUCCGUGACCAGCUUUUCGAUGACGUCUCUGCUCUGUUCCAUGACCUUGACAACGGAAUGCUUCCCAUCAGUGUUCUCUUCCCAUACCUCCCACUUCCAGCUCACCGUCGUCGCGACCGCGCCAGACAAAAGCUCUCCGAGAUCUUCUCAAAGAUCAUAGGGUCGAGAAAACGCUCUGGCAAAUCAGAGAACGACAUGUUGCAGUGUUUCAUCGAGUCAAAGUACAAAGACGGUAGGCAGACGACCGAAUCCGAGGUAACGGGUCUGCUCAUCGCCGCUCUGUUUGCAGGACAGCAUACUAGCUCCAUCACUUCCACGUGGACCGGUGCUUAUCUGAUGAAAUACAAAGAACACUUCUCGGCUGCUUUGGAUGAGCAGAAGAAGCUGAUGGAGAAACACGGAGACAAGAUCGAUCACGACGUCUUGUCAGAGAUGGAUGUUCUCUACCGCUGCAUUAAGGAAGCGUUGAGGCUUCACCCUCCGUUGAUCAUGCUCAUGAGAGCCUCACACAGUGACUUUAACGUCACGACAAGGGAUGGUAAAACGUAUGACAUCCCAAAGGGUCAUAUCGUUGCAACCUCGCCUGCGUUUGCCAACCGGUUGCCGCAUAUCUUCAAGAACCCUGACACAUACGACCCUGACAGAUUCUCCGUGGGAAGAGAAGAGGACAAAACCGCGGGAGCGUUCUCGUACAUUUCGUUCGGUGGAGGUAGGCACGGGUGUCUUGGAGAGCCCUUUGCUUACCUGCAGAUCAAAGCCAUAUGGAGUCAUCUGUUGAGGAACUUUGAGCUUGAGUUGGUUUCACCCUUCCCUGAGAUCGACUGGAACGCUAUGGUGGUUGGUGUUAAAGGCAAUGUGAUGGUGCGUUACAAGCGGCGCCAACUGUCUUGAAAAGACAGAUUUAAGAUGCUAUUGCCAACUUGCGGUUUCUUGUCCCCCUCUGGUUUUACUUUUGUUGUUGGAUUGUUUCUUUUUUCUGUUUCUUUCAUUAUUCUAGCUCUUUAAUUGACACUUUAGCUUUCGAAGUUUGUUUGUUGGUUCUGCAAAUGUGCUAAUUCAAAUGGAGAUUUGAUUUGGUUU